AUGAAGCCACCUAAAAUGCGGCUGUACUCCCGUGCUGAGCUGCUGGAGCUGCUCGAAAAGGACGUUUCCAAUAUCUCUGAUGAGAAACACAAACAAGUGGAGCAACAGCAGCAUCUGGAUGCGCGUAGUUCAGAGCCAAAUGAACAGGUGGACCCCCCUGUUGAUCUGCAGGACUACGCAGCAGUUUGCAGCGAAGCACACAAUGAAAACCGAAGCGCAGAUGUGCCCACGACGUCUGCUGGCAGCAGAAAGCCCCCAGGGUCCGACUCAACAGCUGUUUCUGCGUUUUCUUACGUUGCUUCCGAGCCCCGAAGGGAGCUGCAGUGGUGCCCUGCUGCUUUGGCUGCAACGCGUGAAGGUUGUAGAUCAGCAAUGGAGCGGUAUUUCCCGCAGCUUGUGAUUUGCUGCUGGAUGCCCUUCAAUGUAGACUGGACGGAGAAGGCUCGUUCGAGUUGUUGCGCCUGUUGUCGAUGCAUGCACCGAGAAAGCAGCCCCUCCGCUGGACUGCGCCAGUCCCAUCACUCCCACUGCCAAGUGCACGAGUACAUUUUGAUCGGCCACGCGGAAGGCGGACUCGUGGGACGCCCGUUUGAGACGUGGGGAAUGCGGUGCUCAGAGGCGGGUUUGCUGCCUCUCGGAGUUGACUAUGAAGUGCCGCAGGCGGUGUCACGGGCGCUGCAGCUCAGUGCGCCCUGCGUUUCCUCUGACGAAGAAAGCAACGAUCAUGACUUUGACAAAGAGCCACUCAAAUCUCCAACAAUUGAGAAGCAAGCAGGGCGCAAGAGGCGCAGGGGAAGUGCAGAGGACCACAGAGGAACGAAUGGUAGACAGUGGCAAUCGGCGAACAAUUUCCACUCCAUACCACCAGAUGUCCCGGCAGCAGGCGAAGUGGACGAUCACACAACACUAGGCAACGAUGUAGAAAGCACAGACAGUGUUGCCUCUACACAACAUGAACUUGAUGGCGAAUUCGGGGGAGUGGGAAUGAGGCAGCAACUGUUGCCUCUGCGGGACCGGCCCUAUUACAGGGAGGGCUUUACCCGUCUCCCGCCGCUGCCCAAGGAUGCAGAAGCAGCUAUGAGUGAAGAAACAACAGAAAGCGGCGUGCUGCUAAGGGAGUUGCAGCAGGCACUGCCUCUCAGUCGCUUUGAUUCUCCCCAUAGCCUGAGGGCCAACUUGUGCGGAACUGAGGAGGCCAGCACACUUUCUAUGCCGUUUCUUCCUCGUUUUCUCUACCAGAAAUUGCAAAAUAUGCACGUCCGGUUACCCUGUUAG
This is a messenger RNA of Eimeria mitis, 1275 nucleotides long. RefSeq lists its product as uncharacterized. The record is from RefSeq and is a predicted model, not a curated record. Lineage: Eukaryota; Apicomplexa; Conoidasida; Eucoccidiorida; Eimeriidae.